Messenger RNA from Condylura cristata (star-nosed mole), 1794 nucleotides. RefSeq names its product PX domain containing 1 (gene PXDC1). Gene Ontology annotation, molecular function: phosphatidylinositol binding. NCBI's taxonomy places the organism in Eukaryota, Metazoa, Chordata, Mammalia, Eulipotyphla, Talpidae. The record is from RefSeq and is a predicted model, not a curated record. The transcript has 5 exons. The coding region runs from base 178 to 873 and encodes 231 amino acids.
ACCCCGACUUCGGAGUGACCCCGACUCUCGCCAGACCCCGGUGGGGUUCUCCGCCCCAGGCGGAGCCGGCUCCAGACAGCCCGGCCCGGGACAGACCGCGGAGGGGCCGGCCGGCCCCAGCAGACGUCGGAGGGACCCGGCGGGGCCCACGGGGCGGGGGCAUGCGCGGGCCGCGGCAUGGCGUCGGCGGUGUUUGAGGGCACGUCCCUCGUGAACAUGUUCGUGCGCGGCUGCUGGGUCAACGGCGUCCGCCGGCUGGUGGUCAGCCGGCGCGGCGACGAGGAGGAGUUCUUCGAGAUCCGCACCGAGUGGUCGGACCGCAGCGUGCUCUACCUGCACCGCAGCCUGGCCGACCUGGGCCGCCUGUGGCGGCGGCUCCGCGACGCCUUCCCCGAGGACCGGCCCGAGCUGGCGCGCGUGCCGCUGCGGCAAGGGCUGGUGGCCAUCAAGGAGGCCCGAGACAUAGAGAUGCGGCUCAACGAGGUGGAGAAACUGCUCAAGACCGUCAUCAGCCUCCCCUGCAAGUAUUCCAGGUCCGAGGUUGUGCUCACCUUCUUCGAAAGGUCUCCCCUGGACCAGGUGUUAAGAAAUGAUAAUGUCCAUAAAAUCCAACCCAGCUUCCAAAGUCCCGUCAAAAUCUCAGAAAUCAUGAGGUCCAACGGGUUUUGUUUAGCAAACACAGAAACCAUCGUCAUCGAUCACAGUUUACCAAACGGCAAAGACCAGCACCCGGAUGUGGAUCCCGUGGAACACCUGUUUGAGAACGGCGGCGAGUUCUCCUCAGAGCUGGAGGAUGGGGACGACCCCGCGGCCUAUGUCACUAACCUGUCCUACUACCACCUGGUUCCCUUCGAGACUGACAUUCUGGACUGAGACUCCGCCGGGCCCUCCCCAGCCCGUGGCUGCCCUCUCUGCUGCUGUCCGCCGGACCGGCCCCGAGGACCAAGCCCAGGCCUGGACUGCGUGGGCGGCAGUGACCGGCGUGGUCACCCCGAUCCCCCAGCCAGCCGCCUGCACCACGAGGAGCCUGGGGGUGCUGCCAGGGGGCAGCGGGGGCGGCCGUGGUCAGGCCUGCCCGCCCCCCCAGUCUCCGACAAGCAGGAGCUGAGUCAAGGAGGCGACUGCGGGGUUCCUCUCCUUUGCACAUCACCAGCCUGGCCUGUCCCUUCAUCCCCGGGACUGGCCCCCCCAAACCAAGUGCCUGCGGGACCUUCCUGCUGCUGAGACCUUCCUGGCCUUCUAUGCUGUUGCCGCUUCCCGGGGAGGUGCCUUCCCCCGGCACAGUGGCCCAGGGGCUCCCCUCGCCCCCCCAUUCCCUCACACAACAAGCACACAGAACAUUCCACGUGAGAUUUGGCUGAGUCACCAAGUGCCGGGGGUACUGAGUCACCCAGGCUGUCCCUGGGAACCGGGGUGUGUGGCUUUCACUUCUGUUUUUCAUCUUCCCUCCGGAAAUUCAGGGCUCUGUGUCAGCCCAAGGGGGAUUGACGGUUGUGAAGGAGAAUUCGCCGCUGGGAGCCGGGACAGGCGGCUGAUGACGCUCUUCGGGAGAGGAGCCUGUGCCUCUCCUCGGCCCUGCGGUGUGGACGGCAGAGCCCGGGCCCUGUGCCCCCAGCCCCCAGGACGGGCCGGCCACGGCGCCAAGAGCCAGCCCUGGUCCCGUCCCCCUCACGGUGUCUACUAACGACCGACGUUUGCUAAUGUAAAUAAUAGUAAAUUAUUGAGAAUCCUAAUUCUUUUACACAUUCUGUUUUAAAAUCUAUUUUAAUGAAAUAAAGUCUAUUGCUCUAGCUA